AUGCACGAAUUAGCUGAACGAGUCGGAUGGAAGAUGCAGAAGCGAGACGAAGACUUAAUAAUCAGAUUCUGCAACGAAAUUGGGGUCGAUAAAGGGGUUUUCAAAGUCUGGAUGCAUAACAACAAGAUGACGUUCGGCGUCAAGAAAGAUUCUGGCAACCACAACAACGACAAUGGAUCUCCCGGCAGUGGAAUUGAUUUCUUAACAAAUAGAAAUAACCACCACGAACAAUCGAAAUGUCUUCCUUCGUAUGUUUGCAGAUUUCUGAGUAGAUUUCAGGGGGAUAAGCGAUUUAUUGGUGAUAGAUUUGGGUUUUGGUUUGUUGAUUAUUGA
Molecule: messenger RNA, 333 nt
Organism: Lactuca virosa
Lineage: Eukaryota; Viridiplantae; Streptophyta; Magnoliopsida; Asterales; Asteraceae
Source: the annotation of a GenBank genome assembly